Maudiozyma saulgeensis is the source of this 1857-nucleotide messenger RNA. NCBI's taxonomy places the organism in Eukaryota, Fungi, Ascomycota, Saccharomycetes, Saccharomycetales, Saccharomycetaceae. The record is from the annotation of a GenBank genome assembly.
AUGUCAGCAGUUGCCACAGAUAGUAAUAAUACAACAGCCGAUGGAAAUGAUGUUUAUCCAUUGGCUUUGCUUAUGGACGAGUUGAAACAUGACGAUAUUUCUAACAGAGUGGAAGCCAUGAAAAAGCUUGAUACUAUUGCAAUUGCUAUGGGUCCAGAAAGAACAAGAGACGAACUAAUUCCAUUUUUAACCGAGGUUGCACAGGACGAUGAAGAUGAGGUAUUUGCAGUACUGGCCGAUGAAUUAGGUAAUUUUGUUCCAUACGUUGGUGGUCCAGAACACGCUACGAUACUUUUGCCUGCGUUAGAGAUUCUUGCAUCUACUGAAGAGACUUUAGUGAGAGACAAAGCCGUAGCUUCUUUGAAUAGUAUCGCAUGCGAAUUAUCUGAAGAACAAAUUCUAAAUGAUUUUAUUCCUUUGAUCGAACAUUUAGCUGCAGCAGAUUGGUUUUCUUCAAAAGUUUCUGCUUGUGGAUUGUUUAAAUCUGUCAUUGUCAGGAUAAAAGAUGAUACUCUAAGAAAGAAUCUACUCGCACUUUAUUUACAAUUAGUACAAGAUGAUACUCCAAUGGUUAAGAGAGCCGCAGCAAAGAACCUACCUACUUUAAUUGAUUUAUUAAGACAAAAUCCAGAUUUAUCUAAUGAUGUCGAUUGGGAUUUUAUUUCUAAUAUGUUUCAGAAGAUUAUUAGUGAUAGUCAGGAUUCAGUUAAAUUCUUAGCCGUUGAUUGUUUAAUCGCUAUUUUGAAAUUCUUUAACACAAAGAAUGAUGAUGUUCAUUUUAAAGAUCUAUUAACAUCUGCAGUUAAAUUGAGUACUGAUGAAGCUUGGAGAGUUCGUUAUAUGGCAGCUGACAAAUUUGAAACCUUAGCCUCUCAAUUUGCAGGUCAUAAUGAAUAUCUAACAGAAUUAUUACCACCAUUUUUAGGGUUAUGUGAAGAUAAUGAAAGUGAUGUAAGGAAAGCUAUUGCCAAUGAAAUCCCAGGGUUUGCUGUUUUAUUUAAAGAUCAACCAAGUGUUAUUCUUACGAAGGUUUUACCAGCUGUGCAAAAUUUGAGCAUGGAUGAAAAUGAAACGGUUAGAGCUGCUUUAGCUUUAAAAGUUACAAAUUUAGUAGAAUUAAUAACUAAAGAUGAAGCUAUUGAAAAUUUGUUACCUAUAUUAUUAAAUAUGCUAAAGGAUGAAUUCCCAGAUGUUCGUUUAAAUAUUAUCGCUAAUUUAAAGGUUGUUAAUGAUGUGAUAGGUAUCGAUUUAUUAUCAGAAUCUUUACUACCUGCUAUUACAGAAUUAGCCAAUGAUAUUAAUUGGAGAGUUAGAUUAGCAAUCAUUGAAUAUAUUCCAAUAUUAGCUGAACAUUUAGGUGUUCAAUUCUUUAAUCAACAAUUAAGUGAUUUAUGUCUAUCGUGGUUAUGGGAUACAGUUUUUUCAAUUAGAGAAGCAGCUGUUAAAAAUUUAAAAAAAUUAACUGAAAUUUUUGGCCCAGAUUGGUGUCGUAAUGAAAUUAUAUCUAGAUUAUUAAAAUCAGAUUCACAACUAUUGGAGAAUUUUAUCUAUAGAUUUACAUUACUAUCAGCUUUAACUGCUUUGGUACCUGUUGUAUCUGAAGAUACUGUCACAGAUCAAAUUUUACCAUUUGUUAAACAUUUAGCUGAUGAUGCUGUUCCGAAUAUUAGAUUCAAUGUUGCAAAAUCUUAUGCUGUAAUUGUUGAAGUAUUAUGUGUUCACAAGGAUCAAUAUGAUGAUGUUAUUAAUGACUCAAUAUUAUCAUCACUUAAAUCAUUAUGUCAGGAUUCUGAUGUUGAUGUUAGAUAUUUCUCUAAUCAAAGUCUAGAGAAAUGUAACAAACUUCUAAACGCAUAA